UUCAAAGUAACAGUGAAGAAACGUACCUGUUUUCGGUAAUUCUACUUGUAAAUGAAAUGGAAAACGUCUGUACAGACAUACCGAACAUUUUGGAAAUACCCAAGGAAAAUAUUUCUGACCUCCAAGGAAUGCUGAAUGGAAUGAUUUCAGAAUACGAAUUGUCGGACAAACAAUUGGAGUUGGCGGGCGAGGUCGCUUCGGCAUUAGCUAUGCAAGGACGAUUUGAAAUAUUGGGCAAGAUGGUUAACAACAUCUGUCAACAAAAAAUGGAGAAAUUCAUGUCAAACGAGUCGUUUUUACGGGCCUUGGUAGCGCUAAAAUUUGAGCAGAAAAAAUACAAGGACGUUGUCAAUUUGUUAAAGAAGGGGCGAUUCAGCAACUACACCGGUCUCCUAGAGAUUUGGGACGAGGCUCAUUACGGAGAAAAGGAGGAAAAACUUGACCAUAAACUCAAUGCCCUCAUCAGAUUCAGAGUCCGACAAAAAAAUCCACCACCUCCGAAUAUCUGUCCUAGUGGUGAGCGACCGAGCACAAAACUAUCGGCCAAGUCAAAACAUGUGCUGAAUAGAUGGUUCCUCGACAACUUUUCCAAUCCCUACCCUUCACAGGAAACCAAGCAAUACCUCGCUCAGACGGCAGGACUAACAACCUACCAGGUUAAGACUUGGUUCGCUAAUGCAAGACGAAGACACAGAUUGUCCGGGAGACCGGGCAUCUCUGGCAGACAGAAGGAACCACUGCAGGAGUUCUUCCAGGAAUACCAUGGAAGUUUCUAUUCCAAGUUCACUAGAAACGUUCCGUCUCAUCCCACACUGGGAAACCCACAGGGCCAUUUGUCUCCGCAAUCAACCGUCCGCUAUCAGAAUGUCUCCACACCUACAUCUUAUAAUCGGUGUAAUAUGACAAAUCUACAAAAAUCUCCUGGAGAAAUGCUGCCAAAACCUACUGGAGAGUUUCCAGUGAGCGGUGUUUCUAAAGUUCCGAACACGGGAUACCUCAAUAACAACGAACCUCGCUGUUACGGAUCCUGUAUCAGGGAGCUAGCUCGCAUGUGUGAGAAACUCCAGGUCCCAAACAAUCAGACAAGUCAUGUGACCAGGGUCUCCACCUCGCAGAAUCUGCCCCAAUGGACGUCCCCUAGACCGGGGCCUUGGCAGAACCCGGACACCCCCCACCAGUGGGGCCCCAGCCAGACACCCAUGGUUAAUACGUCACCAGAUCACAUUGUACCGAUGGAGGUUCAUUACUAUGCAGCAGAGGAAACUCCUACCUACCCAGCCUUCAACAGCAUGCCACAACAAAGCCAGGCCACUCCGGGGUAUCUCCCCCUCCCCCUCCAGUCUCCAGAGGGGCAGGGCCACAGAUAUUUCCCCCAGGGUGUGCAUUACGGUUCCUACCAGACAAGCGAGAUGCCAGCUCUGGCCAAUCAACAACAAAGCAUACUGAACCCACACACUGCUGGACUGGAGGGAACAGGUCCAGGGAAUGACCCGUACACUUUGACUUUUGAACCGCAAGCUUACCAGACUCUACAUCCUCAGUCAGAGCGAGAAGUGGCCAUGGUGUUGUUAGAUCUAUCUUCGGACCGGUCAGCACAGUCCAGUCAGUCAAGCCAGUCAGCAAUGUCAUAGAUUUUAGUCAGUGUGCAGUCGACAACGUCAUAGAUUUUAGCCAGUGUCCGGUCGGCAAUAUGUCAUAGACUUUAGCCAGUGUCCUGCGGUCAGCAAUAUUAUAGAUUUUAGCCAGUGUCCAGUCAGCAAUGUCAUAGAUUUUAGCCAGUGUCCAGUCAGCAAUGUCAUAGACUUUAGCCAGUGUCCAGUCAGCAAUGUCAUAGACUUAAGCCAGUGUCCAGUCAGCAACGUCAUAGACUUAAGCCAUUGUUAUCAACAAUGUCAAGCCCGUAUGAGGAAAAAACAUUUCAUUGACAUUAAUCAUACACUUUCAUUAAGAAUAUUUCUAAUGUUGAAAUUAGAAAUAAACAAAAAAAGAUGAAAUCUCUGUAUGAUCAUCUAGAUUACAUUGUAUUUGGUUUCAUACACUUGUUGCACUUAUCUGACAAAUUUUUAAGGGGCACUUAAAAUAAAUCCUCAACCCUGGUAAACUUGGGUUGGUUUCUGAUAUGAUGCAUUGAUUUGUUUCUGUCAACACUCUUAGUAUGGGUUUUUUGCAUAUGUUUAGCAAAAGUUUUGGAAAUGUUGAACAUUUAAGGGCUAUUUACAAGAUACAACCCUGAUAUUUUUACAGUGAAAUGAUAAAAUUUGUAAAUUAUACCAAUAAGGAUAAAUGCUACCUUAUUGUGACAUUGUAAUCUCCUUUCAAAAAGAGAAAGAGUUCGACUUUCAGAAAAUGUAAAAUAUCUUUCAUGGGUGGUAACUAAUCUGUGUAUUGAUGACUCUUUGGUAACUCUUAAUAAUAAGAAACUGUUUAUGAUUAAUUUGUUAAGGGAGAUAACUCAAAAUUACAAGUAAGGUAGCAAACAUUUAAAGUUAAACUUUGUGAUAUGUUAAUGUAUCAUUUAAUAGUAAAAUUUAAAAUCAAAUUUGACAAUUUUAAAUUAUUGUCAUGGAUUGGUGUACCAAUUUGUACACAUCAUAAUGAGAAGAGUAUUUUUAUGUUUAUAUAUUUUUACAGGAAAAAUAAAAAUGUGUAGUCUUCAGAGUUACAUAAAACCUUUAAUGAUUGCAGAAGGAAUCAGGAAUCCAUAUUGUUUUUAUUUGGACUUCAAAAAAGCAUAUAUUUUGGAGGAAAUUUAUUGCAUGUCCAAAGCUACAUAAACAUUGUUUAUA
This is a messenger RNA of Mizuhopecten yessoensis (Yesso scallop), 2786 nucleotides long. RefSeq lists its product as uncharacterized. Bases 57 to 1631 code for a protein of 524 amino acids. The record is from RefSeq and is a predicted model, not a curated record. Gene Ontology annotation, biological process: regulation of transcription by RNA polymerase II. The transcript has 7 exons. NCBI's taxonomy places the organism in Eukaryota, Metazoa, Mollusca, Bivalvia, Pectinida, Pectinidae. Gene Ontology annotation, molecular function: RNA polymerase II cis-regulatory region sequence-specific DNA binding; DNA-binding transcription factor activity, RNA polymerase II-specific. Gene Ontology annotation, cellular component: transcription regulator complex; nucleus.